Messenger RNA from Lichtheimia ornata, 756 nucleotides. RefSeq lists its product as uncharacterized. The transcript has 6 exons. NCBI's taxonomy places the organism in Eukaryota, Fungi, Mucoromycota, Mucoromycetes, Mucorales, Lichtheimiaceae. The record is from RefSeq and is a predicted model, not a curated record. Bases 1 to 756 code for a protein of 251 amino acids.
AUGCUAACGACGACUCAAUGUGGAGAUGACAGCCUUGAACGCGUCGAGUUUGCCAAAGUGGAUACACUUUAUGGGGAUGAGGAUUCAAACGCUAUGACUCUUUUGCAUGCUUUUCAACAAGCCAAACCAGAACGUGCGGUGCAUGUGUCGCUUCAAAAACUAGUUCAUUCAGCCCAUCGUUUGGUUGCUAUCACUAUGAGCAACUGGUUACGUGUGAUCCAGCAUCAUGUCCUGAACAACAUCAUCAAGCAAUCAGCGAAUUGUCUUUGGAACGUUUCAAGCUGGUGCAUACUAUCUUUUCGCAUUUCAAAGGAGUUGAUACUGGAUGGCUGGAUUUAUACUGUGAAUGUGGAUGGUGUCGUAAUCUCGGCGAGAAAUGUAGGAAGGAUGGUCGUUUUCAUCAAAAACAACGUGAAAUCCUGGAUGAGAAUAUUGCAUAGAAUAUGUUUCUUACGAUUAGCACGUGGAGCGAUUCUUUUUGCAUUGAGGCUAUUGCAUGGUGAUCUCGAGUAUGUAUGCCAUGUCGUUGAAUAUACGGAUGGCGCAAACUUAUGGUUGAUCUAUUUGCUCUGUUCUUUGCCAAACUUCUCAGGAGCGAUGUAUUUACCAUCUCAGAUAGUGGACGCGUUGUACCCGUAUGAUCUCCUCGGCGUCGAAUCCGUUUUUUCAAUACCAGCCAUAAUCACCAAUAACAGCUUGAUGCAAGUGGAUCGACGCAGUCUUUAUUUAUUGCUGGAUCAUCAGGUGGCAUUUUAA